UUUUUAACACUGAACUUGCAUUGUUUGAAAAUGGCGAUCUACGAGAUAUUUUCGCAUCCGGAGUUACGGCGUUAUAAGACGUCAAUUAUAUCUAAAGCAACGCUUUUAAUGUUUCUAAUUCUUAUAAUAACAUUCAUUCCACCAUUGAUUAUUGUUUACAGAAGCUAUGGAUUUUGGUUAAGAGAAGCCACCUACAGAGAGCAACCAAAUGUAGCAUUUAAAAAAGAAUUUAUUUUGCAAGUUGAUCUUCAGAGUGGCAGUCCGGCUGUAUAUAGUACCUUCCAACAAUAUAAUCAGCUCAUGCAGUCUUAUCUCCGGAUUCCUCUAGUUAAAGCCAGAGAAGAUGACACCAAUGGAGAUGGUAAAUAUGAUGUCCUGAAUCUAGAUCUGGAAGUACCAAUGAAUGUUGAUGAUGAAGUUGUUGGAGUAAAACUUCUUCUUUUCUUUUAUUAUAAACUAAGAAAAUUCUCACAAUUUCAUAUGGAGUCACUUGCAUACAUAGAGUAUGUCUCCCCAAUUCCUGGUGCCAGCCUUCACAUCUUUGGUGAUUUGAGACUGAGGCAGAAACAAUUGCUCGGCCAUAAAGGCACUGAUAUUAGGUUUAAUUCCAGUUUGGUUAACCCUGCUAGUCCAUAUACUGAUUCAUACUCUUUAGCAACAAUAUUUAAAAACUACACUUCAAGAAAUGUAACCACAGUUUUACAAGAUGCAAAUAAAAUUUGGACAUCAGGAAGAGGAUCUACCAACCCAUUUAAAAUCUCAGCAGUUAUCAAUUAUCCAGAAGAAGUAAUCUCAUAUACUCCAGGAUUCUGGAACCUCAUCAAAUGGGGAUGGGUGCAGUAUGUCUCUGUGCUUUUGAUAUUUCUAUACAUUUUCAACAAAGUCAAAGUAUUCAUAUUUCAGCACCAGCUAGUUCCCACAAUUGUUGAGAGCUCCUUAACCAUGCAGAAUGGACGCAAAGAUAAAGUUAUGUAGAUUGCUUACUCUUUUUGUGUAAGUGUGUGAUAUUUGUAAGUGAAAUCAAAAGGAGUACAGACCUCAAGUAUGACUGAAAAUUUAUCUUUAAAAUAUGUCAUGUUUGAAUGAUUCGAAUGUGUUGAUUGUUUGGUGUAACAAAAAAAAAGUAUUUACUUUACAACAGACUUUUCAGUUCCUAAUGUCAUAAUAAAUAUUAUUUACAUUUUCAUUACAAAAAACUAUUAAUAUAUAUUAUAUAAUUUAGUAAAACAUUCCAACUAACAAGUGCCUUUAAUUAAUUAGCAAGGUUUGUAUAACUAGGAUUUGGUUCAAGUGCUGGACAACAACGAGAGAGAUUACUUUUUACUUUUUUUUUGUUUUUAUCCAACUUUUUGUCAUUUCAUAUGAAUUUAUAGGACAUAUAAUUUGAUGCACUUUGAUGAAUACCAUCAUGGAUAAAUGAGGACUACUUUUGUAGGUUUAUUAUUAUUAUUAUUUUUUUAUGAAAGUUUAUUUCACAUUUGCUAAAUCUCAAUUUGCCUACAUGGUUGUGAUAGCAUAUCAAGGUAAUAUUUUUAAUAUUUUUGUUCUUCCUUCAACAAAUUACCAUUACCUAGAAUAUUUGUAUAUAAUAUUGUACAUGUUUUUUUCAAGGAUAUUAAAAUGAUAGAUUUUCUCCGUCCUUUUAUGAAUAAUUUUCAUUAAUUUUUUUUUCCAUUAUUAAAACAUGUCAUAAUAUUUUUAAAUGUCUUUUAAAUGAUUGCAUAAAUCAUUGUACUUGUAUAGAUUGUUUAUACUGUAACACAUAGAGAUUCAGUGAUAUUUGUUAAAAUUAUGUUACAUUUACUUCACAAACUUUGUAUCUUUUUUAAGUGUGGUACAUUAAAAGUGGCUACACAAAAUAUAA
Messenger RNA from Biomphalaria glabrata, 1864 nucleotides. RefSeq names its product transmembrane protein 231-like. The transcript has 7 exons. The record is from RefSeq and is a predicted model, not a curated record. NCBI's taxonomy places the organism in Eukaryota, Metazoa, Mollusca, Gastropoda, Planorbidae. Gene Ontology annotation, biological process: regulation of protein localization; cilium assembly. The coding region runs from base 31 to 975 and encodes 314 amino acids. Gene Ontology annotation, cellular component: ciliary transition zone; ciliary membrane.